Coregonus sp. 'balchen' is the source of this 4375-nucleotide messenger RNA. The record is from the annotation of a GenBank genome assembly. Lineage: Eukaryota; Metazoa; Chordata; Actinopteri; Salmoniformes; Salmonidae.
CUAACUUCACUUUUCCCAACUAAUCAGAUAUUUGAUGCUCCAUGGUGGUGCAGUAGGCCCUAUGUGGGCUUUCAGACUGAGGCAGAAAGGCCAUUUUUUCAAUGGUAUGACUGAAUGAAACCAGAUGUCACCAUCUGCUGCUAGAAACCUAGUACUGCAAUGGAAACACCACGUGACUAUUGCGGAACAAUAACAAACGUGAAAAUUGAUUUGCUGCAGUUAAGAAGCCCUGGUCGAAAUUAUGGCUGAUGAGUAGAUGUCUUGUGACUGGACGACACAGUCACUUCCCUGAAGAAAUGCCCCUCGUCAAGCAGCAGUUAAGGUCGUAAUAAUUAUAAUUUUUAAACUGAUGUAUGCGAUGUAUGGAACAUGGUUAGUUCUCCUUAUACUUUCCCAAACUCAUGGACAAUGUAUGUGCCAAAAUCGUAGCACAAACUUCAGACCCAACAUUGUGAUGGUGAUGUCUGAUGCAUUUGUAAGUACUGCCACUUUUACAUUUUGUAAACGUUUUUGAUUCGUUUUACAGAACAUUUUCAUGACAUUGUGUGGAUUAGAUUUAAAUUAAACUUUGCUGAUGAGUGAUGAUAAAUUGUUGCCACCAGUGAGUUUGAAUAUACCUAGUUAACUUAUCACUGCUCUGAUAAGGUUGGAGGGUGGGAUGUUUUCAGUUAUCUAUCUAAUCAGUCAUGGAUCAGUGAUUAUUACUAGAGAGAUAGUAGAUGCUCUGUUACUACCUCAAGGAAGGGAUAAAGGAUUAUUUCCCUUUUGCUGAAGGAUGGGCGGCUGACCUUUGACCCUGGGAGUAGGGUGGUCCAGUUACCAUACUUAAACUACCUCCGGGAGCUAGGCACUGUCUUCCUCAAUGCCUACACCAAUUCUCCAAUCUGUUGUCCCUCAAGAGCAGGUAAGAUGUUAGAUUUUAUGAUUCUAACCAUUCACAGUGUGCAUUUGUAUGGAAGACCUCAAGGUAACAGCAGAUCAUUGGUCAAUAAUGUGGGCCAUGUUACGAACCAUUGACAACAUACAUAACAAGAAGUUGAAUUGCAUAACGCUGGUGGAUGACUCCGAUUCCAAUAGUUUGUAACAGACCUGUUCAGUACAAAGGAAUGCAAUUAAUAGAAUGUAGCCAGCUCAAAUUGUAUUCAAACUCAAACAAUACUGCAACUGUAUUUCAAUCCAAUGACCACCAUAGGUCCAUGGAUUGAAACAUUUCACAGUCUGUUGUAUGUUGAUUAUUUUUCUCAGCUAUGUGGAGUGGUCGCUUUGUCCAUUUAACUGAGUCCUGGAAUAAUGAUAAGUGCCUGGACCCCAAUGCCACAACGUGGAUGGACCUGCUCCAACAGAAUGGCUAUAACACAUUGAGUGUUGGGAAGCUGGACUACACUUCAGGAAGUCACUCUGUCAGGUGGGUGGGCACUGCAGUGAGUCAUGAAUUUAUAACAGAACUGACGGCACCAUUUUACAGGGAACGGGGAGCUCACUUGUAGCCAGUCUUGUAAUGCUAAGAGAUGCAGAGACUUUACAGUAGAUAGAUAGGCUAGUGCAUGGAAGUGUUCUAUUCAGUCUCAUUUUCCCCUAAUGUGAACUGUCACUUGAUUUCUGACUCAUGUCUUUUAUUUUGGCCUAUGUUUUUUCCUCAUGUGUCUCGUUUGGCGACGUCACGUUUCUAUGAUGUGUGUAUUUCCACUCCAGUAAUCGUGUGGAGGCAUGGACGCGAGAUGUGCCUUUCCUUCUGCGGCAAGAGGGCCGGCCAGUAACAGACCUGGUUGGGGAUGCGUCCACAACGAGAGUCAUGACCAAGGACUGGAGAACCACAGACAUUGCCACCCAGUGGAUCCGCCACAAAGCUGCGCCUCUCUCCCAGCCUUUCGCCCUCUACCUGGGCCUGAACCUGCCACACCCCUACGUCACAGACUCCUUGGGGCCCAACGCUGGGGGGUCCACCUUCCGCACCUCUCCUUACUGGCUCGAAAAGGCACGUUCUCUUCAGGCCAUUCCAGAAGUAUUACUGCUAGUUCCUAUUUACAAUUUUAAAGGAGUCUUGUGUCAUGUUAGCAGUCUAGCUUUGUUUUAACUGUGCUAACCAAAUUUCGAUACAUCUUCAGAAGCAUUCAACUUUACUCUAGAUUGUCAAACCCUGUUGAUUGAUUCCCAUUUGCAGUGUGCGCUUGUGUUCCAUUUCACAGCAUGUGUAAUAAGGAGCUGCUGUCCACACAGGUGAUGCCUGAAUUAAUCUCUGUUCCAAAAUGGCUGCCGUUGUCCGACAUGCACCCUGUGGACUACUACUCCACCUUCACCAAGAACUGCAGUGGGAACUUCACAGAGCAGGAGGUCAGAAAGAUACGGGCCUUCUACUAUGCUAUGUGUGCUGAAACAGAUGCCAUGCUGGGUUAGUGGUGACUUAAUUGUUUGUGUGUCUGAAAUUUCGUGGUUGGCCAAAUGUGAACAUCCUUACAAUGUUUUACAGUGUUGCAGAAUGUGGUGUUCAGCAAUGGACAGUUUAGCAGCUACUGGUGUUAUACUGGUUUAUUGCAGAUUUAUUGCUGGUGGUAGUAAAACAUCUAGCCACGUGCCAGCCAAGCAGCCACCAACCAUAGGAUGUUCUGCAACCUUGUGCAACUCAAAUCAGUUUUCAUACAUUGAUUAGGUCUACAACAUUCUUGCAAAAAACCUUGUGUACAAAUGUAGUUUGGAAGUUGAAUAAGUAGUCUCUUACGUUACACACUUCUACUACCCCUUGAAAAUAAUCCCAACAGACACUCAUUCUGUGGCGGUCCGUGCUAUCUGGAAUCCUUGGGACGUCCCUACUCCAUUGAAGUUUAAAUUUAAAAUUGUUAAAGUUAAGUAAGGGUUAUGGUUAGGGUUCAGGGUAGGGACGUCCCAAGGAUCCCAGAUAGCACUAACCAUUCUGUGGCUGUGCUGCUCUCUGUGGUCCUUCUAGGCCAGGUGAUCUCAGCUCUGCGGGACACAGGCUUGCUGGACACCACAGUGCUGCUCUUCACAUCUGACCACGGUGACCUGGCCAUGGAGCACCGACAGUUCUACAAGAUGUCCAUGUUUGAGGGCAGCUCCCAUAUCCCCCUGCUCACCAUGGGGCCUGGGGUGAAGUCUGGCCUGCAGCUGAGUCAGCCAGUGUCUUUGGUGGACAUAUAUCCCACUGUGCUGGGUAAGUGCAGGAGUAUCUCAGGGUCAGAAGCACGGGGCUGGAUGAUGGAGGGAUUCAACGGGUUGUUACACGUCCUGGUCAGUAAACUGAUUCCAUUCCACAUAUAUUUUUGCAGAGAUGGCAGGCGUAGCGGUGCCAGGUGGCACUAGUGGUCAUUCUCUCCUGCCUUUGCUGUCCCAAUCUGCAGCCCGGCCCGCCCGGACUCGCCCAGACUGGGUAUUGAGUGAAUACCACGGCUGCAAUGCCAACGCCUCCACCUAUAUGUUGAGGGAGGGCCGGUGGAAGUACAUUACCUACGCAGAUGGUCUGAGUGUCCCCCCGCAGCUAUUCGGUGAGUCCCUUCCACCCCCCACUGAAAGAUUACUACUGGAGGAAAGAGGGUUUAGGGUUUGUUUUUUAUCCCUCAACAUCACAGUAUGUAAAUGACACACACGGUCCAAUAUCUAAUCAUUUUAUUUAGUGGAUAAAGAUGAUUUGGGACAGUACCACUACUGUGGGUACUUGGUAUGGGGUUUUUAAGCAAAACCACAUAACUUUCGGCAUUAUUUAGAUGUCAUUCCCCACUAAAACCUUUGUCCAAAUUUUCCGUCAGGUGCAGCCCUACCUCAGCCGCAGGGUCUACGUAGAUGAAAUCUCUGCAACCAGCCUUUCCUCUUUUAACACUUUUAAUAUCUCUCCCCUGACAGACCUAACAGUGGACAAAGAGGAGCUUCACAAUGUGGCAUCCAAAUUCCCUGAUGUGUGUCGUCACCUGGACAAGCUGCUGCGCAGCACAGUAGACUACCCUCAAGUCUCUAAGGCAGUCCGUCUCUACAAUAAGCAACAGUUUGCUGCAUGGCGCAAGAGCCUUGGUGAUAAUUAUACCCAAGUCAUCGCAAACCUGCGGUGGCAUCUGGACUGGCAAGAGGAUGUGGACAACAAUGAGAAAGCCAUCGAUGAGUGGCUCAUGACAUCUGGGUUCUCUUCUGAAAAGCUCAAAUUAUCAGUGUUUUAACUGGUCUGCUAUACUAGAAAAGCACCUAAAUAAAGAUGUCAUGCCAAACAUGACUACCAGUAGCUGCAUGAUCCACAACAGUGCUGCAAACUGGACAGAUAAUUCUGGUCGAAAUGUGAGAGAACGCACCCCAUAGUCAAUGCAUAAUUAUAAUUCACUUGUUUCUUUAUUGUUUAUUUACUCUGGUAAGAUUGUGGGCGGCAGGUAGCCUAACG